GUGAAAUGAAAGGAGAGGAUGCGAAGUUGCAACGUUCACAACCUGACAGCCAUUUGAGCCACACUUCACAUAAUGAUGAAUGAUGAGCAUCUCCUCAGCUCUCCAACCUUAUUCAUCCGGCCAUGAGAAUCCUCACUUCUCCUUUCCUAAUCUCCCCACCUCACUCUAAAUCCAUCAUUCCCAAAACUAAAUUUCAUCAAUGCAGGGUUUCUAUAAAGCCACCACCACCCAACUUCGAUUUCAAGACUGAUUUUUUCAGCGCUUCUCGGAAUGCUAUUGAAGAAACCCAUCCGGAAUUGCUAGAUUUGGCUGAUAAUGGAACUCUGUUUCUCAUCAAGAAGAAUCAAUUUGGACCUGUUCCACCAUGGAGAAGCGAAUUUGUUGAACCAGAGGCUAUUUGGCUAAUUGGAACGACCCAUCUUUCUUUGGAAUCGGCCGUGGAUGUUGAAAGGGUCAUCCGUACUGUCAGGCCGGAGAAUGUGGUUGUGGAGCUUUGCAGAAGCAGGGCUGGCAUCAUGUACACUUCUGACGAUAGUGAUCUCAAUCAGCCCUUAAAAUCAAACAUGUUCUCUUUGAGUGGGACGGGUUUUUUCGGUGCUGUUGGUCGUAGCAUAAACUUGGGAGGUCAAACUGCUCUAGCAUUACGCGUCUUGCUGGCACUAUUCUCUUCAAAAAUGUCUUCAAGUGCUAAUCGUCCUUUUGGAGAUGAGUUCCGUGCUGCCCGUAAAGCUGCCGAGGAUAUUGGUGCUCAAAUUGUAUUGGGGGAUCGGCCAAUAGAAAUAACUCUUGAACGAGCAUGGAGUUCACUAAAAUGGAAAGAGAAGACAAGCCUUCUACUCUCUGUCUUCGGUGGAAUAACCUCAUCCGCUGACCUAUCAACAAAGGCAUUGAAGCAGGAAUCAAGUUCUGAUGAUAGUAACUUUCAGCUGUAUGAGAAAUUAAGCUUUUCAUAUCCAUCACUUCUACAGCCACUCCUACAUGAACGUGAUACGUUUCUUGCUUGGUCUCUGAAGAGGAGCAAAGCUGUGAACAACUGUAAGCAAGUUGUCGGAAUCAUUGGGAAGGGCCACAUGAAUGGAGUAAUAUAUUCCUUGGUGUCUGAUCAAGGAAACUUGCGCUUUCGAGAUCUAGCUGGGAAGAGUCCUUCAGGGGGGCUCUCUGGCUGGACAACUACCAUCUUCGGAAACUUGGUUAGAGACACUAUAAUUGGUUUCCUCUUGUGGCUAUUGUAUGAACAACUAACCAGUGGUUUGAAGUUGAUUGAUUAAACUGCAAGACCAACUUUCAGACUUCUUGUACGAUUAAGAAACACUCAAGUUAAUUCACACAGAGGAAGGAAUACUCCUCUCUGGACAGCCAUCCCGAAAGAAUAUUAAGCAUUAUUCCGGUUCUCCAUUUUCGUGGAGCUAUUUUUCAAGCAAGGCAGCGGAUAAGUCAUCGAAGAGUUGGUUUAACUGUUAUUAUGUUAAGCUCUUAGAUGGUAAUAAAGUAUAUUUUCAAGGAAAUGUGCAUAUAGUAUUCAAAUACUUUUAAAGACAAUGUGCUACAAUAUACUCAUGUUUUAAUGGGAAUCCUUUCAUUGA
Solanum dulcamara is the source of this 1583-nucleotide messenger RNA. RefSeq lists its product as uncharacterized. Bases 123 to 1268 code for a protein of 381 amino acids. The record is from RefSeq and is a predicted model, not a curated record. The transcript is spliced from 7 exons. Lineage: Eukaryota; Viridiplantae; Streptophyta; Magnoliopsida; Solanales; Solanaceae.